Messenger RNA from Komagataella phaffii GS115, 1251 nucleotides. RefSeq names its product 3-phosphoglycerate kinase. NCBI's taxonomy places the organism in Eukaryota, Fungi, Ascomycota, Pichiomycetes, Pichiales, Pichiaceae. Gene Ontology annotation, molecular function: ADP binding; ATP binding; phosphoglycerate kinase activity. The record is from RefSeq and is a predicted model, not a curated record. The coding region runs from base 1 to 1251 and encodes 416 amino acids. The transcript has a single exon. Gene Ontology annotation, cellular component: cytosol. Gene Ontology annotation, biological process: gluconeogenesis; glycolytic process.
AUGUCUCUUUCAAAUAAACUUUCAGUCAAAGAUCUCGAUGUUGCCGGAAAGCGUGUCUUCAUCCGUGUCGACUUCAACGUUCCUCUGGAUGGUGACAAGAUCACCAACAACCAGCGUAUCGUUGCUGCUUUGCCAACUAUCCAAUAUGUUUUGGAUCACAAGCCAAAGGUCGUCGUUCUGGCUUCUCAUUUAGGCCGUCCAAACGGAGAGGUCAACCCAAAAUUCUCUUUAAAACCAGUUGCUGCUGAAUUGUCCUCCCUACUAGGUAAGAAGGUGACUUUCUUGAACGAUAGUGUUGGACCAGAGGUUGAGAAGGCUGUCAACUCUGCCUCCAAUGGAGAGGUUAUUCUUUUGGAGAACUUGCGUUUCCACAUUGAAGAAGAAGGAUCUCAAAAGAAAGAUGGUCAAAAGAUCAAGGCCGACAAGGAGGCUGUUGCCAGGUUCAGAAAGCAAUUGACCGCAUUGGCCGAUGUCUACGUUAACGACGCCUUCGGUACCGCUCACAGAGCCCACUCCUCCAUGGUUGGAUUUGAAUUGGAGCAAAGAGCUGCUGGUUUCUUGAUGGCUAAGGAGUUGACAUACUUCGCUAAGGCCCUGGAAAACCCUGUCAGACCAUUCUUGGCCAUCCUUGGUGGUGCUAAGGUUUCUGACAAGAUUCAAUUGAUUGACAAUUUGCUGGACAAGGUCGAUUCCAUCAUCAUUGGUGGAGGAAUGGCUUUCACUUUUAUCAAGGUUUUGGAUAACGUUGCCAUUGGUAACUCUUUGUUCGACGAGGCUGGUGCCAAGUUAGUUCCCGGCUUAGUUGAGAAAGCCAAGAAGAACAAUGUCAAACUGGUUCUUCCAGUCGACUUCGUCACUGCCGACGCCUUCUCCAAGGAUGCAAAGGUCGGUGAAGCCACGGUUGAGUCUGGUAUUCCAGACGGAUUGCAAGGAUUGGACGCUGGUCCAAAAUCCAGAGAAUUGUUCGCAGCUACCAUCGCUGAGGCUAAGACAAUCGUCUGGAACGGUCCUCCAGGUGUUUUCGAGUUUGACAAGUUUGCUGAAGGUACCAAGUCUAUGUUGGCAGCUGCCAUCAAGAACGCUCAGAACGGUGGAACUGUCAUCGUUGGUGGUGGUGACACGGCUACCGUUGCUAAGAAGUUCGGUGGUGCUGACAAGCUAUCCCACGUUUCCACUGGAGGAGGAGCUUCUUUGGAACUGUUGGAGGGAAAGGAGCUUCCAGGUGUAGUUUACUUGUCCAACAAGGCUUAA